AUGGCAGUAUUUGCCGCCCAACUCCGGCCGCCUCCAACUCCGGCCACGAACGCAAGCUUCGGCACAUUGUACACCAAUGGCAAUGGAACCCUAACGAGAACUGAGGCUUACCUCUCCCUCCCUCGCCUCCUCAAAUCCUGCGCCAACUCCUCCGCCCUCUCCCCUGGAUCCCAGCUCCACGCCAUCUCCGUCAAGCUCGACCUUUGCUCCGACGUCUUCAUCCAGACCGCACUUCUCUCCUUCUACUCCUCCUGUGGUUAUCUUGACACCGCCCUUCAACUGUUCGACAGAAUGCCCCACCGAAACCUCAUCACCUGGACUGCCGCCAUUGACGCAUGCCUUCGCUCGGACCACCCCCAUUUAGCGAUUUCCUUGUUCGUCCAAAUGCGAGACUUCGGCAUCGUCCCUGAUACCUUCGCUCUCGUCAGCUUCCUUGCCUCCUGCUCCUCCCUUUGCGCGCUUGACCUCGGCCGAGGAGCCCAUGCCCAUCUAAGCAAGACUGGCACGGAGCCCACCCCCUUCCUCGCAACCGCGCUUGUCGACAUGUACUGCAAGUGUGGUAGCCUGGACGAUGCCAUCAAGGUGUUUGAUUUAUUGCCUAGUAGUGCUAAAACCGUUCAAGUUUGGAACUCAAUGCUUCAUGGACUGUCAUUGCACGGGCUGGGAAUGAAUGCCUUGCAGAUGUUCGAUGAAAUGCAGCGCGCGCUGGUGCAGCCAAAUAGCGUCACUUUCGUUGCACUCCUUUGCGGUUGUGCGCACGCCGGGCUAGUAGAAGAAGGGAAGAUGUACUUUGGGUUGAUGAGAAGCAAGUAUGGAAUUGAACCCGGAGUUAAGCACUUUGGUUGCAUGGUGGAUUUGCUCGGCCGUGCAGGGUUGAUAGAUGAGGCAUUUGAUCUAGUUGCUCAGCAUGUCAGUCCCGGCCAACCAUGUCAUAUGGGGAGCUUUGCUCAAUGCUUGUAG
This is a messenger RNA of Dioscorea cayenensis subsp. rotundata (Guinea yam), 960 nucleotides long. Its product is annotated as pentatricopeptide repeat-containing protein At2g02980, chloroplastic-like. Lineage: Eukaryota; Viridiplantae; Streptophyta; Magnoliopsida; Dioscoreales; Dioscoreaceae. Bases 1 to 960 code for a protein of 319 amino acids. The record is from RefSeq and is a predicted model, not a curated record. Gene Ontology annotation, molecular function: protein binding; RNA binding. The transcript has a single exon. Gene Ontology annotation, biological process: RNA modification.